UAUUGGUUGUUCGUUUGCUAAUUUGUUUGUUUGUGAGAAAAUAUCUUCUCUCUCUGCAUGGACUCACACUACUUCACUAGCUACUUUACAAGCACUCCCAUAUAUACGUACGUACAUACAUACAUACAGCUCCCCCCGCCCAACAAAAUGGCAUGAUGCAGGAGAGAGGAGCUAUACGUUUUAUCUAAAUCUCUCCGAAAUUUCUGCUUUUAAUUUGGAAUCCCAUAUUGAGGAAACACAAUCUGAAGCUCUCACAAACAAUGGAGAAGGCACAUCCAGGGCCCCAGCAUGAGUGAGGCCUUAGCAAAUAUAAACAAAAUGAUAAGGCAAGGAGAUUGGGUGUGCAGUUCAUGCCAACACAUCAACUUCAAGAAGCGGGACUCAUGCCAACGAUGCAGUUGCUCCAAGUUUGGCGGUGGGACUGAUGUAUCGUCCUAUGGACUAAACAGGACAGAACCCCUGGCAGGGGAUUGGUACUGCAAUGCCAUGAACUGUGGAGCACACAACUAUGCAAGCCGAACAAUCUGCUAUAGAUGUGGUGCAACUAAAGACGAUUAUAGUGGGUUCGGUGGAGGCAUGCUGGCGCCCGGUGGCCAUCCAUCCGAUGCCACGGUCCUCCCCGGCUGGAAAUCUGGAGAUUGGAUAUGCACUAGAUAUGGGUGUGGAGUGCACAACUAUGCUAGCAGGGCAGAAUGUUUCAGGUGCGGGUCAACAAGGGAUCUUGGUGACACAGGGAACUGAAUCAAACAAAGAUCACUACCUGCUACAAGAUGUUCUGACUUCAGCUUCGACCUUCCACUAACAUCUCCUUCUAUCAUUUUCUGCCUUUUUCAUCUUCUUCUCGCCCUGUUUCUUCCCUCGUAGUUAUCUUAAAUAAGCCCCACAUUCAUGGUUGAUGACUUACAUUUGGAAGCAUAAACAUGUAUUUACUUCAGGAAGAGCUCUGAACUUUGUUUUAUGGUGCAAAAUGUUCCUACGUGAAGCAAAUGAAAUUUCUUGAGCUUAUUAAUGUAAGAUUUUCUUCUUUCUCUGGGCAAUUGCUGAAAAUUCUGUACUGCAAUACUAAUUUGGGAGGUGGUCCACUAAUGAAAGUUUGGGGUGGUUUUUCAAUUUCAACUGUCAACCAAGCUGCUGAAGCCUUGAAAGCAAUUCAAAUAGAUAAAGCAAGGGCCAGCAAUUGAUCAGUCAUCUAUUCAACCGACGCAAUUGAACAAUGACAGAACUGUGGAGGAAUCAGAUAUGAGAUUCAAAGAACUUCUUUGGGCAGUUCACUUCAAAGAUACCCUAGCUUGUUUCCAAGCAGUAAAAUAUGGUUCCUUUAGGCAUCAAAUGCGCAUAAAUCAUAUAUAAUUGUGUGGAUAAGAACCUGAUUCCAGAUACUCUGCUUUAUGCGCACAUAUGCAAUGCUAACUUCAAAUGGAGUCAAAUCGAAUCCAACUUUUCUUCUACCCCUUCAGUUCAAUCACAAAAAUAUUGCUGCAUUGUCACCCUUAUUCACAGUUAACAUGGUUUCAUGACCACUGAAUGCCACUACCGAUCAUCUGGGAAUGAACUCCAUGUUAGCUUAGCAUCGACUAAAACUUUUAGCCGUUUUUGGAUCUCUAUGUCACUUAAUGUGCGUGUUGAAUAUAUGCUGGUUUUAUCUAUGGAUAUUAUUGGAUUCGGUUCCAUACUCCAUUGCUUGCUUAACUUUGUCAAUUCUUGACUUCUGUAAAUCAACUUCAGAACACCAUUAAAGCAACAGCCGAAUGUUGCUGCCCCUGCCCUCUCCCGAUAUGCUAAGCAGAAAACAAGUAUUUAUGCACACACAAAUAGAGAUGGAAAACACCUACGCACUGCAAAAAUUGUCGGAGUUGGAUGUCCAGCCCAAGAAUUAAAAUAAUAAUAAACUAAAGAAGAAGAGAGGCGGUGGAACACACACACACACACACACACAUAUAUAUAUAUAUAUAUGCAAGGUUUGCAAAUUGAAGGUGCAGAACAGUGGUGCGGCGCAGAUGAAAAACUGAAAAAGAGUAACUUGUGUGCGACGCAAAGACGGAACCGCGGCAGUAAAUUCACUGGGCUGAAGAAAAAAAAAAAAACAAAUCAGGUACGAGGUGAAAGUUAUUUGGAGUGAAUUUUUCUAUAGUUUUGGAUUUUAGGCAAGAGAGUUGUAAGGAUUUAUUAGGGAAAUAAUUUUUUGUAUUCACCAUUAUUAGCGAUCUAGAGUUUGGAUAUUAAACUUGGGAUCUUAUUAUACUUGAUUUUUUUAUAGUGAAUUUGAUUUGGAGUUUGGGCCGUGAUUUUUCUUAUACACUAAAGGGUUUUUCAUGUAAAAUCUUGUAGCCAUAUUCGUGUCUGUUUAUUAUUCGUGUUUAAUAUUUGCACAUGGUUGAUAUUUAGUUUGCACAAUUAAUUUUUGUUUGUGGUGAAUAGCACAAGAAUUGAUAUCAAAGUUUGGUUCGAUUUGAACAUAAAUUAAUUAUGUGAAUUAAGAUAGAUUAACAGGUGAGUAUUAUGAUCAAAUUAAAUGCCUCUACUUAUUCAAUUUGGAAGUUGAAAGUUGAAAAUGGAAGAUCUUUAUUGCAAAGAUUUAUUUGACCCUAUCAAACUUGGUUCUACCAAGU
Molecule: messenger RNA, 2609 nt
Organism: Diospyros lotus (date-plum)
Lineage: Eukaryota; Viridiplantae; Streptophyta; Magnoliopsida; Ericales; Ebenaceae
Exons: 4
Coding region: 289-741 (150 amino acids)
Cellular component (GO): cytoplasm
Molecular function (GO): mRNA binding
Source: RefSeq, a predicted model, not a curated record